CUGAACGCGCAGUAAUAACUAUUGGGUGGCUAGCAGUCUUAGACACUUUGUCGAGAGUUUAGCACAUCAUUUAAAAUUGUCCUAAAUUACUGAUUUAUUGCUAACAUAUAACAACAAUGUUAACAGAGUACGCGGGAAAUCUUUCACAUCCCUUGGAGUUUGGACAUGUGUUGGAAAUCGUAGCCAAAACAAUCGAUGGAGCGUCCAGGUUCCACAUAAACCUUUGCACCGCUAAAUCGGUUAUAAGCCCAGAUGCUGAUAUUGGUUUGCGAUUUUCUUGCUACUUUCGGAAUGAUAUGAUUGUGCGCAAUGCCCGCAUACAGGGUGUCUGGGGCGAGGAGGAGACCAAAGUCAUGGACAGCUUGACGCUGCCAAAUCCCAUAGUUAGUGGCGAAUUCUUUAUGGUCUAUAUAUUGGCUUGUGAGGACCGCUUCCACAUAUCCAUCAAUAGUCGGGAGUUUUGUACGUUUGCCUAUCGGAUACCAUUAGGAGCGAUUCGAGCUUUGGAGAUCCGCGAUCAAAUACAAGCGAUUAAACAAGUUGAUCAUCGGACGAUAUUUCCGAAUCCUUGGCCCGCCAUACACGCAUCGGAUUAUUUCAAAACCUUUAGCAAUGACCAGCCUAUACUUUUCAGUCCGGGCCACUUGAUUAUAAUCACCGCGCGUUGCUUUGAGAGCAAGCGCGGUCAAUUUAUCAUAAAGUUUAUGGAUUCGGACACAAAGCGCGAAGAGCUGCAUUUCAGUGUGCGCUUUGAUGAGAAGGUCGUUGUACGAAAUUCUAUGAAUAAAAAUUUUGAAUUUGGCAACGAGGAGCGCCAUGGAGGGUUUCCAUUUGUCUUUAAUCAACAAUUCAAAUUGGCCUUGGCGUUCACAGAACGCGAAGUCCUCACUGCUGUAGAUGGCUACAAUUUCUUUAGCUAUGCCUGGCGGACGCCCAAUGCCAUGACAAAUCUUGUUGGUUUUAAGAUGACUUCCGUUAAUGGACUGCACAUACAAAUAACAGGAGUUGACCAUUUGCAAACGGGUGAUCCAGGCUGCACGGGUUUUGAAAAAUAUUCACGACAUGACUACGAGUGUGCAUAGACAUUAAAGGCUGGAAUUCCAAAA
Molecule: messenger RNA, 1106 nt
Organism: Scaptodrosophila lebanonensis
Lineage: Eukaryota; Metazoa; Arthropoda; Insecta; Diptera; Drosophilidae
Product: 32 kDa beta-galactoside-binding lectin
Exons: 3
Coding region: 117-1082 (321 amino acids)
Molecular function (GO): carbohydrate binding
Source: RefSeq, a predicted model, not a curated record